AUGCCAAAUAGGACAACAGUUACAAAAUUCAUUCUGCUGGGACUUACAGAUGACCCAGAGUUACAAGUUGUGAUAUUCGUCUUUAUGUUGAUCACAUACUUACUGAGCGUAAGUGGAAACUUGACCAUCAUUGUGUUAACACUGUCAAAUCCUCAUUUGAAAACUCCCAUGUACUUCUUCCUCAGGAAUUUCUCUUUGUUAGAGAUUUCAUUUACAACAGUCUGCAUUCCUAGAUUUCUGAUCAGCAUUGUAACAGGGGACUCAAGCAUUUCCUAUAAUGCUUGCAUGGCACAAGUAUUUUUUUUUAUCUUUUUGGGAUCAACUGAGUUUUUUCUUUUGUCUGUCAUGUCCUAUGAUCGUUAUGUAGCCAUCUGUAAGCCUCUACAUUAUACAACUAUCAUGAAUAAUAAAGUCUGCAACCGUCUUGUAAUCAGCUCCUGGUUUUCUGGUUUCCUAAUAAUUUUCCCUCCAGUGAUUAUGGGCCUCCAACUGGAUUUCUGUGACUCCAACAUUAUUGACCACUUCACCUGUGACUCUUCUCCUAUGCUGCUGAUUGCUUGCACGAACACAGAGUUGCUAGAGCUUAUGGCAUUUUUCUUGGCACUGUUCACCCUCAUGGUGACUUUGGUCUUGGUGAUUCUUUCCUAUACACUCAUUCUUAGAACCAUUCUGAAAAUCCCCUCAACCCAGCAGAGGAAAAAGGCCUUUUCCACCUGUUCCUCCCAUAUGAUUGUGGUUUCUAUUUCUUAUGGAAGCUGCAUUUUUAUGUAUGUGAAAACAUCUGUGAAAGAUGGUGUAGCUCUAAGCAAAGGUGUAGCGGUCCUUAAUACCUCUGUUGCUCCCAUGCUGAAUCCUUUUAUUUAUACUCUAAGGAACCAGCAAGUGAAACAGGCCCUGAAGGAUUUAUUACAUAUCUACUGCUUACAAAACAGCAAAACUUAA
This is a messenger RNA of Cavia porcellus (domestic guinea pig), 942 nucleotides long. Its product is annotated as olfactory receptor 6C65-like. The record is from RefSeq and is a predicted model, not a curated record. Gene Ontology annotation, molecular function: G protein-coupled receptor activity; olfactory receptor activity. The transcript has 2 exons. Gene Ontology annotation, cellular component: membrane. NCBI's taxonomy places the organism in Eukaryota, Metazoa, Chordata, Mammalia, Rodentia, Caviidae. The coding region runs from base 1 to 942 and encodes 313 amino acids. Gene Ontology annotation, biological process: G protein-coupled receptor signaling pathway.